Molecule: messenger RNA, 1600 nt
Organism: Panicum hallii
Lineage: Eukaryota; Viridiplantae; Streptophyta; Magnoliopsida; Poales; Poaceae
Product: UPF0481 protein At3g47200-like
Exons: 1
Coding region: 1-1410 (469 amino acids)
Source: RefSeq, a predicted model, not a curated record
AUGGACGCCGACGCAAGAACAAUUCUCAUCGAUGACGUCCCAGGACGAGCAGUACGCGUCAACGAUGCCGUGCUGGUGCAAGAAAUACUGGCCAUCGACGAGAGGAUGGCCAGGACGACGCGGAAGCUCGAGGCCGACUUCGCCAAUGUGGAGACCAAGAUCCACCGGUUCCCGCGCGGCCUGCGGGGGAUCGACGGCGACGGCGGCCGCUACAUCGCGCCGAGCGUGGUGGCCAUCGGCCCGUAUCACCACGGCGCGCCGCGCCUGCAGGAGAUGGAGGAGGUCAAGCUCGCGGCGGCCCACUACCUCUGCCGGAGCUCCGGGCGCUCGACGGUGGAGGUGUACGAGAGGGUGCGCUCCGUGGCGGGCGCCGCCCGUGGCUGCUACGACGCCGCCGACCCCUCGGUGGAGGGCGUCGGGGAGGCCGACUUCGCCGCCAUGAUGUUCCUCGACGGCUGCUUCCUGCUGCAGUACAUGGUGGACAGCGACGACGCCGCGCCGGUGCUGCGGAACCGGAUGACGCUGUCCACGGGGCCCAGCAUCCAGAAGGACAUCUUCCUGCUCGAGAACCAGAUCCCCUGGCUGGUGCUCGAGGCCCUCACGGAGUUCAUGUCCGUCGACGUGCGCCGGUUCGUCGACGGCAUGGGAGCGAAGUUCCUCCCCGCCGGGAAGGCGAAGCCCGAGAACGGCCUGCGGCGGACGCUAUGGGGAUGCACCGGCCGGGCGACGAAGGCCGCCGAUAAAAGCCGUGGUGGUGGCGGUAGCGCCGAACAGCAGUACAAGCCGCCGCAUCUCCUUGGUUUCCUCCGGUUCACCCAGGUGGGCAGCAUGCCGGAGGACAUGGUGACCUACACGGCCUUCUUCCCGCGGUCGCUGUCCAGCAGCGCGGUGGAGCUCGCGGAGAUCGGCGUCGUGCCCACGCCGAGCACGGAGCCGUGGUUCGGGGACGCGCGCGUCCGGCGGGGCCACCUGGUCGGUGAGCUGCUGCUGUCGCCGGUGUUCCUGAGCGAGGUGACCGCGUGCUGGCUCGUCAACAUAGCGGCGCUGGAGGCGAGCACCGCCGGCGCGAGCAGGAAGUCCGACGGCUUCGUGGUGAGCUCGUACCUGUCGGUGCUGGCGAUGCUCGUGGACCGGAAGGAGGACGUGCACGAGCUCCGGCGGCGCCGCCUGCUGCACGGCGCCCUGAGCAACAAGCAGGCGCUGGGGUUCUUCAAGGGCCUCGGCCAGCACCUCCGCUUCGGCGGCCGCUACUUCGCCGCCCUGGAGGAGAUCGACUCGUACAAGCGCCACCGGUCGCUGAGGAUCGCCGCGCACAAAUUCGUCUACAACAACUACAGGUUCAUCGCGGCCUUCCUGUCCGUCACCGGCGUGCUCAUCGGCAUCUUUAAGACACUUGUCGCACUCAAGUGACAUUGCUAGAUGCUCCGCCUGGCUGUUGCUGUCGCCAUUCAAAAUUCGUCAUGUGUAACAUGUUUUUUAUUCUUAUUUUGUUGUUCCGUUAUGUCCAAUAUUCUUGUUGACAUUAAGGUUGUGUUUGGUUAUUGGACUAUGGCUAGCCUGGCUAGAAUCGUAAGCCUGGGCAGCUCGGGCCUAGGUUGAA